AUAUAUUUCGUCGGUGCAUCAUGUCCGAGUGUUGAACUCGCGUUCGGAGAGCAUGUUAUUCAACUCGUGCUAAGCGCUAAUACCUCAGCUGGGUAUCCUUGUAAAUUUGCUGAUGCACCUGUUGUACUUUAUACCAGUGACAGUGUAUAGUUAAAUUGGAUUGUGCAGUUAUAAUAGUUGUGGAAAGUGCAUGAUACCCCAAGUGCAGAGAGAACGUCGCGUGAACCCAGAGCCAACCCUGUUUUUGAUACCCAUGGGAAAAUGACAGGUCGUGCUAAAAAAUGAGACUCAGUGAAAAGACGGAUGCAUUUGCUCCAUAGUAAAUUAUGUGUAAGGAGUAAGUGGAAAUAACUGCACGGACUUUUUUUGGCGGAUUUCAUCUGUGUAGCUCAUCAGUUUGAAAGCUGACGAGUGAAAAUGCUUUGAGGAGGGGAUGCUGAAGCACGUGUCCUCUACAAAUUUGUCCCCGUACAAGGUACAAAAAUGCCUUUCCCGGGACACAGUCAGCCUGUCGAGCAGUUUGAGCUUCGGUAGUUCUGGUGCCCAAGAACCAUUAUCCAGUCGUUCCUCUAGCACAAGCAGUUUGCAUGACGUUAUUGCCCGGCCGCCUAAGUGUACUAUCAAAGUGUACACAAAAGUAUUAUGUGCAGAUAUGGAGUACAAAACAUUGUGCAUCUCUCAACAAACUACGAGUAAGGAAGUGGUUCGGAUGCUGCUAUCAAAGUUCAAAAUGAAGCAUCGAGAUCCUAAUCUCUUCUAUCUCACCAUGGAAGUUUGGAUGCGGAAAACAGGCAUUCCGAUACGAUCUGUAGUAGUUUUGGAAGAUGAUGCUCACCCUGCUGAACUCCAGGCGUGCCAUCCAAGAGGAGAAUCUAAAUUUUCUAUGAAAAUGAGAAGAGGUGGUCUUGUGAAGGUGUUCGGCGGUAGUUGUUUGAUGGCUGGGUCUUUGUAUAAAAGCCUGCUCGUUUCGGACCGGACGUGUGUAGCAGAGCUUAUACAAUUAGUACUCCAUUGCUAUAAUUCAACUGAACAUCAGGAAAAAUUCUCAAUUUAUGAAAUUUCUUGCACCAAAGAUUAUGAAAGGAGGCUGCACUUGAAUGAAUAUCCUCUUCAGAUUCAACAAGAGUGGCCCAGUAAUGAACAUUUUGCUUUCCAACUCAGGCGAAACAUUGAGGGUAUCCCAAGACGGCUUCCUUGGUUGCAAAGUCAUGAACCAUCUGGUAAAGCCAACUUGCAGUGGCUGUAUGGGAGGAGCAGUCUGGGCCUCCAUUCUUUAACAGAAUCUGAUGAUGCUUUCAACACAUAUGAGAAUUGUUUCUACAUAUGAAAUAACUAGUCUACUUUAAAUAUUUGAGAAAAUGGCCCUGAGGCAGCUAAACAUUGUGCUACAUUAAAGCUUAUUGUUCUGCUUUACUUUGUUGGAGAACUAUUUUUAUGCAAAUUGUUUUACAUGAUCAAAAGUCCAUAGAUGCUACCAGUUCCAGAUCAGAAUGUGGCAAAUAUAUUAAUAAAAAAAUUAAAACACCAAUGGUACUUUUUUAAAAUUAAGUUUAUGAUUAGCACAGGGUCUUGAGUCUUUUUGUAGUCAUAUUGCUUUUACAAUAAUAUGCUUUUGUAAUUUAUUGCUGAUGAUUAAUUUAAGUACAACAUUAAUUAUAGUAGUACAACAUUAAUUAUAGUGUUGCAAUCUAAAUUUCUUAUGCAUUUUUUAUUUUAAAACAGUUUGCUUUUUAUUAGAUUUAUUGUCUUCAAAAUUAUAUUAUGAGCCUCAAUACUUUUGUGACCUAGUCAUAUUAUAUUAUUCUCAAUUUUUCUCUUAUUUUUAAAUAUAUACAGCAUUUAAGCGAAAAGAAAUCUAUUUUGUUUGCUGUUUUCUAAUGUGACUUUAUAUGUGUAGUUUUUUAACGGUAUAAUAUUCCAAAGUAAUAUGUUCUUAAUAUUAGGGAGGAGAAAAAUUCAAGACCCUGUUGGUUUUGUUUGUUUAUUUGGUUUAUCUUUAUGUUUAAAUUUAAGUUUUUCUUUACUAUCAUUACGAUUUGAAAUUGAACUUCAUUCAUUAGCUUAAAUUAUAAUUAUUUUAUUUGCAAUAUAUAAAAACAAAAAGUGACUGAAAUUGUUUUGAGAUUAAUGAUCUUGAAACACAACAAUCAUUCAUAUCAAGGAAAGUAUGUAAGAGAAUUUGCAUGCUUUUUUAAAUACCUAUAUCAAAAUGCCACAAAUAUUUAUGUAAUAAAUAGUUUUUGUAAACAGGUAGAUUUGAUAAAGCUCUUAUUAUUUCUAGAUUUUGUUGUAGAAUUUAAAAUUUUUUUAAGGAUAUAUUGUUAUCCCAGAAUGGAAAAAACUGCUUUUGAAAUGAUGGCAAUGUGUCUGAUCUGUAAAUUUGAUAAGUUUUGUUGCCCUAGUGUGAUAAAAAGCCAAAGUCAACAUUUUUAUAAAGAGCUCAAAAUAUAUGUAUGUAUUUGUACCUUCAGUGUAAGUUGUAUCUUACUCUGUAAUGAGCAGUUGUGAUUUUGUGGUACAAAGCUAUUUUAUAUCUCUGACUUUUUUUUUUAUCACAGCUUACCCAGCCAUAACUUGGCGCUUAUUUGGAGAACAAUUGUAUUAAAUUUGCUUGAAUAUUAUUAAUUAGGCAUUAUUUAAUAAUUAGAAGUUUUUCAAAAUUUUUAAUGCUUUCAUUCAUUAAAAAUAUUUUUGUAAAAACUCUUUAUAUUAUAAUUUCAAAGAAAAAAGAAGGUUGAAGGCAUAUUUUAGAUUUUUCUGAAAAAUCCAUUUUAAGCAUAAAUAUUAAUAAAAAUUAAUUAUUUUUGUUAACGGUGUAUUUAGAAUAGAGCUGUAAAAGUGUUUUAAUAUUUAAAAAACUUUGCUAUUGCUCUCAUUUUUCUUGAAAAGUAACAAGUUUAUGACAUGUUAUUUCCUGUGGAAAUUUUUUAUGCUCAGAAAUUUUUCUUGUGUAUGUAUAUAUAUAUCUGUACGAUACUCAUCAAACCAAAGUUUUGUGUAUUGUUUUCGUGAUAUUCUUAGAAUGAAGUACUGUGUAUGUAUAUAUAUAUAUAUUUAUAUAUAUACACACACACAGACAUAUAUAUAUAUGAACAUAAAUCAGUCAUAAGGCAAUUCUGAAUAAUUAUUCAUCCAUGUGGGACUCUAAUUUGUUUGUUUCGUGUGAAUAAUUAAAUUGAUUAUAGCACUUGUAUGUAAAUGACACUGAUCUCCAUUAUGAUGCAAUUUUUUUAUGUGCAACAAAAACUUUGUUGUUGCAUUUUGUAUAUAUUUUGUAUAGCCAGUUGAAAAUGUUGAAGUACGUAAAGUAAAUAUGUGCACAUUUAUCUGUUCAAAGAUUUCAUUGCAUAUUGCAUUAGAAAGCAAAAUUAAUUAAUUUCAUUAAUUUAUUACUGUAUUUAUAUUAUAAAUGAUAGCAAAAAAUUCUGAAUACGUUGAGUAUAAGAAAUUGUACAUGUUAUAAAUAAUAUGAAAGAGUGUAGCUAAACUAGUCUGCGAUCAUGAGACAUAUUAUGCAUUCAUAAUUUUGCCUGCUUCAUAAGUUUCAUGAGAAAAUGGAAGUUUAUUUUAAGCUUGCAUAAGUGCAACUCCAGAUGUUAUUUUCAGCAGCUGCGUAAUCCACUAAAUGUUCCAUGCACUACAUGUGUGUUUACCACCCUUUCUAUAGAUAGUUUGGACACUGCUUUAGUAAAUAUUUAAUUGUACUACUAAAUUAAAAUUUUUAUUACAUUAGAUAUAGACUUGCUAAUAUUCUUUACAUUCCGUUUAAGCUCUGCACUGUAAAUAUUUUAUAUAGGUUACACGAGUAUAAUUUCUAAUUAUUCUUUCCUUUUAUUACUUCUAAAUUUUACUUUGAUAACUUAACUUAUUGCUGUAAAUUAAAAAAGUUAUAACAUUUUUAUUUCCUGUACCUGUCAUUCCAAUCUAUAAUUAUCAUAAGGAAAAAGAAUUAAAACUUAUAUUGGGACUAAAUGCUAAAAGUAUUUCUUUUAAUUUAUUGCAGAUCCCCCUUCCCCCCCUCAAAAAAAAUUCCUACGAGUUUUGAGUGUUCGAGUGAAAUAGUAAUUUCAGAUUUGGUGCUGAGGAACUGUAUGUGGUAUUUUUGGCAUCAAAAUUGGAAAUGUUGUCCUUGUAUAUAUAAAUAUCAAGGUAUUUACAUUUCUUUACUCAGUAUAAGCUGCAUGCUGGUAUGAAAUUUUUUUUAUAAAACUUAAACGACUUUGCUAUGACUAUUGGGAAACAAUACUGGCAUCUUCCCACUUUGUGAAUUUCUCCAGUUUUUGGUUAACUAAAAAAAUGGUUUACACAUUCUUGAAAAAUAAAUGAGAAGUGAAAAUAUCAUUCAUCAUUUUCUUUAUGCAGUGGUUGCAGCUAAACUUAAUUUCAUAAAAUUACAGCGAAGUGUAAGUCUUGCAAAAUAUUUUAAUUGCCCAUAAAAAACUAUGUGGUAAAAAUGUCAGCCGUCUUAACAGCUAAGUG
Stegodyphus dumicola is the source of this 4479-nucleotide messenger RNA. RefSeq names its product RA domain-containing protein rau (gene rau). The record is from RefSeq and is a predicted model, not a curated record. Gene Ontology annotation, biological process: signal transduction; positive regulation of epidermal growth factor receptor signaling pathway; positive regulation of fibroblast growth factor receptor signaling pathway. Lineage: Eukaryota; Metazoa; Arthropoda; Arachnida; Araneae; Eresidae.